This is a messenger RNA of Rasamsonia emersonii CBS 393.64, 2280 nucleotides long. Its product is annotated as Transcription factor. Bases 1 to 2280 code for a protein of 759 amino acids. The transcript is spliced from 3 exons. Gene Ontology annotation, molecular function: DNA binding; zinc ion binding; DNA-binding transcription factor activity, RNA polymerase II-specific. Gene Ontology annotation, biological process: DNA-templated transcription; regulation of DNA-templated transcription. Gene Ontology annotation, cellular component: nucleus. The record is from RefSeq and is a predicted model, not a curated record. Lineage: Eukaryota; Fungi; Ascomycota; Eurotiomycetes; Eurotiales; Trichocomaceae.
AUGGGCCAAGAAAAGCAGACUUCAGUCGCAAAGCCCAGGCCCAAGACCGGCCCGACCCAGCGCGUCUCGAGAGCAUGUCUACACUGUCGGCAGCGCAAAUCUAGAUGCGACCUGGACAGCAGCGGCAAUCCGGGAAAGCCCCCUUGCCAGCGGUGUAUUCGAGAGGGUCGCGAAUGCGUCUUGGGCAGCUCUAACAGAGGUGGUCGACGAAUCCGCAAAAAUAAGAUCGCCAAUGUCACAGCCAGCACCGAAUCAUCGGCCCGUCAAACGGUCCAGCCUGAUUCUCCUUCGACUUCUGCGCCAUCGGACAGCCGUUCAUUCUCAACACCUCAGUAUCCGGGUCCGGAUAUUUACGUGAACCCCAAUGCCGCAACGACGGAUCUGGGAACUGCGAAUGACGAUGAUGCGGCGUCUACCACCGACAGUGCCAUCGACUCGGCGGUCCCGAGGAAUCCAUCCGACGCAUGGCAAUGUCUAACCGGGAUCGCGAAACGAGGUGGCGAAGGUACAGAUACACGCCUUGGGCAGUACUCUUCUGGUGGUACCAGUGGCUUAUCAGCUGUCAAUGGGAUCGAGGCAGCUACAAAUGGCUUGCGGACGAAUCCUACUGGUAUCAAGGCAUACAAACUCGUCCAGAACGGCUCUUUGGACCCGGAAUUGGUUUUCCAGCUGGUGACGCGUUAUGGGGAGAACUUCCACCCUUAUCUUCCCUUGGUGCCGAGAAAGUACUUUGAUCGCAGCAAUCUCGAUGCAUUUGCGACCAACGAGAAGCAUUUACUCACUGCCGUGCUUACGAUUGCUUCCAAAGACUUGGUAGAUACACCGCACGUCCACGAAUAUUGCUCCAAGUACAUGCAUGAGCUGAUCUCGGGAAUUGCUGCUGGUGCGGACUGCGACGUGGAAGCGGUUGAAGCCCUGCUCCUCCUGGCGGAAUGGGAGCCGCAGGGCCUCCGCCCCCGAGUCGAGCGUGUUGGAAGAGGCGAGGAGGAUCGCGCCGCAUGGAUGCAUGUUGGUCUCGCUUUGCGUUCCGGGUAUUUUCUGGGGCUCGACCGCACGUCCUUCCGGGGCGAUCCUGCAGGAGACGCCGAGACCGAUGCACGCAAGAGACUGGCGUGGACCAGCUGCUACAUCUCGGAUCGACUCAUCUCGGUGCGGAUCGGGCGUGCCUUUUGGUCCCGAGGACCGGGCCCGAUGACGGGGUUCGUGAGUCAGGACUUUCCGUCCCUUCAGCCUGUCAAGGAGGGAGAUGAGGACUAUGCGAAGAUCAUCCAGGCCACCUUGGACCUCACGCAGCUGUAUGGCAACGUGCAUGAUGUGUUGUAUUCCGGGAUGCGCACGAGCAGCCAGAUGAUGCUCAUGGGAGAUUAUGUGAAGUAUGCCGAUGAUUUCCGCGUUGCGAUCUCGCGGUGGAACCGGGUCUGGGGUACCUUGGCUUGCUCUCCUCGGAUCAAAGUGACAUUGCAGAUGUCCUACGAGUAUUUGCGACUCUACACCAAUGCUUUCGCAUUCCAGGCGGCCAUAUCUCAGGCAUUAGUGACGAAACCAAAGGGCGGGGACGCUCAUUCUCAGAGAGAGCACUUGAGGGCGGCUUUCAGCAAUGUGGCCUCGAUGCCCGACGCUCGAUUUAUCUAUGAAUCCGUGGAUGCGGCGAAAGCGUAUCUGACCAUUCUUGUCACCUACGUUGAUCCGGAGAAGCAUCUCCAUUUCAUGCCGCUCCGAUAUUAUCUAUACAGCAUUUACGCUGCUGUUUUUCUGUACAAGGUAGGACACUUUCCAUUCGCGUCAUCGAUGGUGUACACUAACGGGGAUUUUCGAUGGCAGGCCCGAUCUUUCGGGGUCAUGACUGCGAAUGAGGAAGUGGGAGUGCGGGAAUUGGUAUCUCGCACAACAGAACGGCUGAAGCAGGCGAGCGCUGGGCCUGAUGAUAUAGGAUCCAGGUAUGCGCGUCUGCUGGAGCUUCUGUGGAAGCCCAAAUCCGCGCCGUCCACGACGUCGACCGAAGCCCGGCCCAACAACAAGGAUAUGCAGAUGUCCAGUAGUAGCUUGCCCAAUUGUGUUCCGGAGCCGACAUACAUGCAUUUCAGCCCGGCGAACGAUUUUUCUUGGCUCGAUCUGGAAGCGGUCGGCGACUAUGUUUCUGGAGAUCAGAUCCCUGGGGCAGGCGUCCUAGGGUUUGACGCCUACCAGAACUCGAGCAUGUAUAACCCCGGGCAGUCUCGUCCUGAGACGUGGCAGACUUCAUUCUGGACCGGCGAUAUGACGAACAAUCUUCUGUUUUAG